UUAGUUCGGCCCUUGAUGCUGGAAGUGUUUCUAGAUACUACAUGUACCAGUUUCUUAUUGCGUUUAAGCCUCCCACCGGCACGUCACGUUCCACAGUUGCCAACUUCUGAUCCUUACAUUACCUGUUCGCAAAUUCCAAAACCAUGUCCGGCCACGGAGAGGGUCACGCCGGCCCAGAAACAAACGAAUCAGACCCCGGCUUGGCGGCAUCAGAAUGUUUCGACUCCAUGUUCGACUUUGAGCAGUGGGAGGCAGAUCAAGAGGUUCGCUGGGAGUUGCAUCAGGACCUUCAAGGCCUUUCAAGUCUCGCAAGUAGUGGCGACGAAGGUCUCAACAUCACCUCGCUCACACCUCAGUCUUCGUCCAUCGAUUUCGAUUUGGACGAACCCCUGCGGACUACUACACCCGUGUCAACGAUAGUUCCUACAACAGUGUCGGCCAACAUCGAAAGUUUGUCAUGCCUUGGCGUUCCAUCAUGGGACUUCGUUUCGACACCCGACCAUAAUUCUAUCUCUUUGCCAUCGACCCAUCUUGUUUACUCCCCUGACAGAGCCUCUGGAACUGAUGGGGCCGAAGUACCCUUGAGGCAGCAGUCGCUCCCAAGCGGUUACUCAGGAGACUAUAGCAACCAAACAACCGGGGAUCACAAUGCCUUCUCCAAAGACCCGUCAGUGGAAAGACAGAGCGAUGUUGGGGUUGGGGUUGGUUCUUAUGUCAUCCGACCCAAACAAAGCCUGCCACACUCGAAGAAAGGUUCCCGGACAAAGUCACACCGCACUAUCUCAACAAAGUCAAUCCAGUUGACGACAGAGAAUGUGACAUCCUAUGACUGUUCCAUAGCUUUUAGGAGCAUCCUGCCCAGACUCGACCCUCAAGGGACACCUUGCAACCACACUGAACCAGACGCCCAAGCUUCCAGUUCGAUGCCACGUAAAGGAAAGCGCAAGCCCAACACAGACGAAGACCGCAAGAAGAUCAAGCUUGUGAGGAGGAUUGGUGCAUGCUUACGAUGUAGGAUCUUCAAAGAAGCCUGUGAUGAAAACGAGCCUUGCGGGCGAUGUUUAAUAGCUCUUGCCAACGCUAAAGUUUUUUCAUUACCAUGUUAUAGAGAGCCACUGGAAAACGUCAUUGCAUUUCGGGCUGGAAAUUCCAGGGCCGGAAAACUUCGCUCGGAGCCAAUAUCUAUUAGAUGGGCCGGUGAUGACAUAAGUCCGAGAGUCGUAGCGUUGUCAUAUCCGUUCAAGAAACAGGGCGCUGGGGCAGGAUUAACAGUCACCAUUAAAUGUCGCAAGUUCGUACCUUACGAGUGGGAUGUGAUGGAAGAACCAUGGUCUAUUUCUCCAAAAAAGUCCAUUCCUAUGAUAUCAACACCAUUUGCCUGUUACGACGAUGGUGCAAGCGUGGCUGCUGUUGCAAGGUACAUUGAAGCCACCAAGGCAGCACUCUUGGAUGAGAGUCUCGACGGUAUUUUGGACGACAUGAUUCGACUGAGUACUGCUGAAGCAACACGUUACUGCUUGAAAUACAGGGACUCUGCUGUAGCAACUGCCAUGAACAUCCGCGCAGCCAGCUUUUUCUCCCGAACGAAAAUGAUCAUGACUGAAAACAAUGUGCUUGAAUUGCCUUAUUUUCAUAAUCCACAUUUUCUACUCAACGGUGGCUACCCUGUACCAUCAAUGAUUGACUAUCAGAUGGAUUACAUGGCAAUUACCUACAUGCACGGACAGAUGGAAGUCCUUGUAAAGCAGUUGAAGAAGCUAAUUUUCACCAAAAACCAGCGUAAAAGUUGGUACGAGGUCUACUUGACAGUAUUCGUGCUGCUUCAAAGUUUGGAGACAGUGCAUGCUCGCCAAAUAGACAUCAUUCGGCGGUAUGAACCAGAGGGUGGUGAGGCAUUGUCAAAAGCUCGAAAUAUUGGCACGAGAAUGAUCGAAGAAUGGAAAUACUCUGCAAGAAUUCUGAUUUAUCAUUAUCGAGCUGUUUUGAAAGGCAUGGUACCAUUCGCAGCCACCUGGAACGACAAACACGUGGCCGAGUUGCGCCACGACUGCGGCCUGGAUGAGGAGGCGCUUCAAUAUGCUCGACAAAUGUCGGGUUUCAUCAGGACCCGAUUCGACUCUCUCAGACGAUUGACCAAAGAGGGGCUCGAUAACGAUGCUGUAAGGCCGUUGGCGUGGAUAGCACGACUUUAUAUCGACGAUGAGGUUGACUCAGGCAAGAAGUAGAGAGGGGCGUUCAAUUUCAGCAAACACAGUUAUAGUAUACCUGUUGUUAUCUCCUCCGAGCCAAGACAUUGCAAAAACGAGUUUCAACCUCCGCUUGCACCAGACGAGUCUUUCGUUCAGAGCACUAGGAACCGGCAAAGAUCCUUCGACAAACCAGCAAAAUCCACCGUCAACCUUUCACUGGCCCAGACGGCACCAUUGUUACACGCGCUGCACAGCCACACCAGAACUCAGUCAUGGUCCGGGUUAGCAGAGAUGCCCAUCUGCUUGAUCCUCAUGCCAGGAGCAACCUUGUCCAUCUCAUCCUUGGUCCAGUACGCCCUCUCAGCAGGACUCAGAUCAAACGUCUCGUCCAACUUCCUCUGCAAGACAGGAGCGGACUCCCAUCCCUUGUGGCUGUCAUGCAGCCACAGGCGCAUGAUGUACCGCUGGUUCCACACAUCAUCCGGCGAGUCAACAAACCCAGCACGUGCAUGGAGAACAGCAAAGUUGUUGAUGAACAACAAAUCUCCAGCCUCGGGAACAAUCCGAAGGUUGACACGCGUAGCGGCCUCCUGGACCCGAUUAAGAGCAGCAAUCCUCUCGGGUGUAAGCUGUGGAGCAUCAGGCGAGAAAGGGAUGGCGGGAUUCGCCCCCAAGAACGUAACGGCCAUAUUGAUCUGAAGCUGGUUGUUGUGGAACCCAAUCACGGGCCUGUUGAAGGUCCUGGUGAUGGUUUGAUUUGGGCCGGGGCGGUGGACGCGCUCCCAGUACCAAUUCUCGGAGAGAAUGCGCAAGACUUCGGGGUCUCGCUUCAUGAGGUCGUUGUAGAUUGAGGCGAUGGGGGCGAGAUACUGGUCUCCUCCUUCGAGGGGAGUGCUUUGGACGAAGAGAGAGACCAUGUCACCGACGUCGAUGUCGGUGUGAAAUGUCAUGGGCUUGGCGAGCUCGAGGGGGCUGAGCUUUUGCGAGAGUUGGGCACGGGAGCGGUCACGGAUGUGGUCUUGGGAAAAGUUUAGCUUUUGCUUUCAGUCUCUGAAGCAGGAAGCCUCACCAAUGUUUCUUGCACGCUGAUCAGCAAUGUAGCUGGUGAUGCCGGCGUAGAGGAUCACACAUUCCUCGUCUGUGUAAGCCGAGGGGUUGAUGCCACGGAUACGGUGGAAUCCUCGGCCGUUGUACACAUGGUCCGUGACUUUCUGGAGCCGUUUGGCAAGUCCCUGAGAAAGAGGGAAUGUGGUAGGGUCUGCAUGGCCACGGGAAAGGCCCAGGGCUGGUGGGCAAGUGUCAGUUGAUGACGUGGGCUGCAUAUGAGGGACACAUGUGUUACCUUGGAAGUGUUUGAUGGCGGAGUUGAGCUCCUCAAUAUCUUGGCUUGAGAACUUGUCAGUGAAAACAUCAGUGUUGGACUCAAAGUCGGCACCAGUCCAUGCCAGGUCACCGGUGAGCUCUUUAGGCCAGUCGGCGGAGCUAGGGCAGUCCAUUGUUCAGGAUCUUGUCUGAGUCGUGCAAUUUCUCCCUUGGAAGUCCAAGUAUGAUGAGAUUGGAGAGAGAGUAGUGUGUACAGAACUUGAUCUUCAAGACCCCCAUUCUCAACGGGACUAAUGUCUGCAUAUAUACCCUUCA
Messenger RNA from Podospora pseudocomata, 3827 nucleotides. RefSeq lists its product as uncharacterized. The record is from RefSeq and is a predicted model, not a curated record. Gene Ontology annotation, biological process: regulation of DNA-templated transcription. The transcript is spliced from 6 exons. Gene Ontology annotation, molecular function: zinc ion binding; DNA-binding transcription factor activity, RNA polymerase II-specific. NCBI's taxonomy places the organism in Eukaryota, Fungi, Ascomycota, Sordariomycetes, Sordariales, Podosporaceae. Bases 144 to 2225 code for a protein of 693 amino acids.